UAUCGGCAGGUAAACGCUUCAGUCUUUGCGGGCGUUGGAAGUCGCAAUGACUUUUAGCAUAUUGUCACUUAUUUUUUCACUCUUCAUCCAGAUGAGUCACACGACGAGUUUUCCGGCGGGAAUUAGAUAUACGCGACUAGGAAUUUCGGAUUCUGAUGUAUACAUGACGAUUGAUGGGACACAUGUGAGGUUACUGAAACCUUUGACGGUUAAGGAUGAUAUAACGGUUGAGUGGAUUUUGGAAACCGAAGCGCUUGAUUAUAUGGAUCUAGGCGCUUUCGACGUAAUUAGAACACAAAAGAAUAUAUCGUUAUGUAACCCUAAUUUGCAAGAUCCAGACAAUCGGCAGGUGUUUGAGACCUUCACCAAAAUCCUAUUACUUGACAUCACCAGAGGGUGCCCCAUCCACGAGCAGUAUAUACUUCCAUACAAAGGCGAAAUUCUCAUGAAUUUCACCUAUUUCAACGAGUUCCCUCAACCGUCGUGCGACGAAACUGAUUGGCUGCUGAUCUACCUUCAUUCGCCAUCGCUGGACGAACCAAUUUUGACAGUUCUCUUCAGCAUUCAUAAUCAUGCUCAACCAAUUUAUUGCGACGAUUUUUGAGCAUGUCAC
Messenger RNA from Diachasma alloeum, 613 nucleotides. RefSeq lists its product as uncharacterized. The transcript has 4 exons. The coding region runs from base 47 to 604 and encodes 185 amino acids. The record is from RefSeq and is a predicted model, not a curated record. NCBI's taxonomy places the organism in Eukaryota, Metazoa, Arthropoda, Insecta, Hymenoptera, Braconidae.